This is a messenger RNA of Coprinopsis cinerea okayama7#130, 1338 nucleotides long. RefSeq lists its product as hypothetical. NCBI's taxonomy places the organism in Eukaryota, Fungi, Basidiomycota, Agaricomycetes, Agaricales, Psathyrellaceae. Bases 1 to 1338 code for a protein of 445 amino acids. The record is from RefSeq and is a predicted model, not a curated record. The transcript is spliced from 7 exons.
AUGAGGGACUUAGAAAGGCUGAACGAACUUCAGAAUUACGAGGCUCUAAAUGGGACUCACGAGUGGAAGUAUCCUGAUCUGACGACAGUAGAGGAGCUGGAGGAAGGAUUUGAAGUCCUUCGCGUGUCUCUCAACCUGCUCGAACAGCGCAACGACUCGGUCUCCCGUGAAAUGUUCACGAGCGCAUCCGUUUUCGUCUCUCGUCUCAGAGAGUUCCUUCGAGCGAGUCUCGACGUCGGCUUGGAUAUCUCGACCGCGAUCAUCGACAAUAUCGAGCUGAUUUUAAACACUCACCAACGACUUUUCCCAUCAUGCCGUCUGUUCAGCGCCUUGGCCUGCCACGAUCCUGGACAUGGCUCUUCCAUUAUUCGUGUUCGACAUGGCCCCAUACGGCCACCAGUUAAUAUCGCUAUUUGCGUCGGAUCGGCCUUGUCAUGGGUUAUGGUCAUCUCAUCUCCCACCCGAAUCGCGAUAGAGAUGGAAAGACUCCUCUCAUGGGAUCUGUUCACCGUCUUGAUUAAGGCACUCGGCAUUGCUUCGCUCACCAUGAACUUGCACGCCGAGGAGAAAAUCGUUGGUCUCCUACAGGGGAUUGCAAUCAUUCCAUCCCGGCGCACGUCGCAGUUGCUCAAGAACUUGGUUGGGAAGGCAGACUAUCUUGGUGGUUCCUACCAGGGAAAUGAACAGUGGCCCAGGCUUCGCAUUUGCCUCGGCCGUACCCUCGAGUCAUUGGGGGAGCAAUCAUCCCACAAACCGAGUUUCUGCAUGAAUCCUAAUCAUUUCGCCUCGAAACCGUCGGACUCUGGUGGCGAAGAAUUGGCGCUCAAGAUUUGCACGAACUGCAAGGUUACCGCCUAUUGUGGGGAGCGAUGCCAGAGGGAAGAUUGGAAGCAGAUUCACAAGCGCGAGUGCGGGGAUCUGGCCAAGGAAUACCGAAAACUCGUGGACGCAAAGCGCUGGGUAUCUCCUACGACUAAGCUUGGCGAUCUACUUGCGAUCAACAGCACCUUCCGCGCCCACGACACACUAGUUCCACAGAUCCUUCAACAAAUCUGCCGGGCGGGUCCUCAAGCGACAAACAAGAACUCGGUGUUUAUCCUUGGCCCGGGACUGCUUCCCCUCACUGCUCAGGAUGUCGACGAUCGGGUCAGUGGUGGAGAAGCAUUGCUUAUCGGCCAGGAUAUAGUGCUGGGUAUGAGCAAGUACCAUGUACUCGCGGUCGUCGAUCUGAAGGAUUCCGAUGGCGAACCCGGUUUAUAUCACUGCAUGACAUUGCAUGACAUAGGUUUCACUCGAGAGAUAACCGAAGAGAUGAGUUUCCGGAAGUCGACAGAUUGA